Molecule: messenger RNA, 1035 nt
Organism: Rhizophagus irregularis DAOM 181602=DAOM 197198
Lineage: Eukaryota; Fungi; Glomeromycota; Glomeromycetes; Glomerales; Glomeraceae
Cellular component (GO): mitochondrion
Molecular function (GO): oxidoreductase activity
Source: RefSeq, a predicted model, not a curated record
UGUGACAAAUAAUUUAUUUAAAAGAACUUUAUCUAAUUUAAGAAUUAGGAAAGAGUAUCCAUUUAGUAAAAUAUUAAUGUCACAAGAGAAGCAGCAGAGGGAUAUUGUAUCUGAUAAUAUCCAAUCUACGAAUAAAACUACACAUUUAGAAAGAACGAAUAAUUUGAAAAGACAAAAGUCAAGGAUUCCAACAAAAAUUAUAGAAAUUACACAAGAGACGCCAACGGUCAAAACAUUUAAAUUUAAUCCAACAAGUUCGUCAUCAGAAUUUUCUUUUUUACCAGGUCAAUGGUUAGAUGUAUUUAUUCCAAAUGUAUCAAUAGUAGGAGGAUUUUCAUUAACAUCAACACCACAAUCAUAUAAGGAAACUAAUACAUUUGAAUUAGCGAUUAAAUAUUCAAAUCAUCCUCCCGCAAAGUGGUUUCAUGAACAGGCAAAUAUAGGAGAUGAAAUUAGUGUUAGAGUAGGUGGUGAAUUUGUGUGGGAUUCAUUAAAAGAAAAGCAAGAACAAACCGAACAUGUAAUAUUUAUCGCUGGUGGUGUUGGAAUUAAUCCUUUAAUUAGUAUGUUAGAAUCAAUUUGUCAAGAUAAAUUAUUGGAUAAAAAAAAAUCAUUUAUUGAGAAAAUUAGAUUAUUUUACAGCGUAAGAACUUUUAGUGAAUUAUUAUUCUAUAAGAGAAUUGAAGGGUUAAAUAAACAGUUCCCAGAAAUGUUAGAAUGUAGUUAUUUUUUGACUAGAGAUGAUCCUCUUCAUAAAAGUGAAUUUUAUUAUAAACAAAGGAUAGAUAAAAAAAUUAUCAAUGAUGUUAUUGAGAAAGAAGGAGAUUAUUUAGAAAAGUUAAAGUGUUUUAUUUGUGGUCCUUCUUCGAUGGAAGAUGAUAUAAUUAAAUUUUUAAAUGAAUCUGGUGUAGAUGAAGAAAGAAUUUUAUUCGAAAAGUGGUGGUAGAAUUUUUCUUAAAUUUCUAUAUCAUGUGAAUAUGCAUAGGUGCAUGAUGAUGUACAACAUAAUUAAAUUAUAUGCAUUAUAGUAUUUAU